AUGCCCACUGAAGAGAUUGUGUCGGUGGUGCCGGAGCUUCUGCAGCCUGCUCCUCCAGGGGGCCAUCCACCCUCAGGGAAUGAGGCCCAGAGCUCACCCCUAAGCCACAAGGAGGAGAGGGAUGUGAAGGAGCGGACUGGUCAUGGGAGGCAGCUGAGUGCCUUCCAGACUUAUGUGAACCUGGUGACAGUGGUAAUUGGGGCAGGAAUCAUGGCUCUGCCACAGCUGCCCCUCAGGGGAGGCUGGGUGCUCAGUGCUUUGAUCCUACUGGUAGUCAUCCUGUCAACUGCAGAGAGUGGGCUACAUAUGUGGAAGGCUUUCAUGGCAAGCGAGGGAAGGAUGUCUACUUACGAAGACCUGGGCCGAGAAGCUUGGGGACCCCUGGGCCAAGUUCUAGCAGCUGUGGUGGCCAACCUGUUUCUCUUCGGCAUCUACUCUGCGUACACUGUGCUGAUAGGCAUGCAGCUAGAGAAUCUCAGCCAGAAUGCCCUUGACAAGCAGCACUGGAUAUUGAUAUUAUACCCAGCUUUCCUGGCUUUGGCGCUUGUGCCGGACCUCUCUGCCCUCUCCAGACUAGUACCCUUCGGUAUGGUGGCAGCCUGCGCCACCGCGGCUUGCAUUAUCGGCAAGUCCAUGAUGGAUUCGAGGCGCUGGAAAGACUGGGACCAGCACCAGGAGAUGCACUCACCCUGGCCGCAGGAAUCCGUGAUGGCUCUCGGCGUCGUCCUAGCAACCUGCAUUGGUGCUAUGACCUUUCAUCCAGUGGUCCCCGCGGUUUUGCAGGACAUGGCCCAGCCAGAAGAGUUUCCCAGAGCCAUGCUAGGAGCUGCUACCACGUGCGGCAUUCUCUACCUGGCAGUGAUGCUAUGGGGCUAUCACGGAUAUGGUGUCUUCAUCAGGCAGGACAUCGUGCAGUCCAUGACCCACUCUCCUGCCAACUUAGAGGAGGCUUUGAGCAACAGCGAGGUGUGGGACUGGAUGGGAGAGAAGAGCCUUUGGGUGCCGCCAUUGGUCUCCAGCCUCGUGCUCGUUAACAUCAUCCUCAGUAUGCCGAUCAUGAUGAUGGCGGUGUUCUACUCUGUUCAGGACUUCAAGCCUUUCGCUCCUCACUUAAAGCCUGGCUCGUGGGCGAACUGGAUCAUGCGCAUGACCCUGGUCACGAGCGUCUGGGAUGCAACCUGA
This is a messenger RNA of Symbiodinium pilosum, 1182 nucleotides long. Lineage: Eukaryota; Dinophyceae; Suessiales; Symbiodiniaceae. The record is from the annotation of a GenBank genome assembly.